Erigeron canadensis is the source of this 2962-nucleotide messenger RNA. RefSeq lists its product as uncharacterized. The record is from RefSeq and is a predicted model, not a curated record. Gene Ontology annotation, molecular function: lipid binding. The coding region runs from base 40 to 2505 and encodes 821 amino acids. NCBI's taxonomy places the organism in Eukaryota, Viridiplantae, Streptophyta, Magnoliopsida, Asterales, Asteraceae. The transcript has 14 exons.
UUAUAUAUUGGGGAGUUGUAUAUAAAUCUUGAAAGAAAAAUGAAUGGUAGUAUGUAUAGAAGAAGGAAAAUGAUGAAUAAGAAAGAAAUAAAGAAUGAAAUAAAAGAGUUUUUGAAAGAAAUGAUGGUUGAAAAGCCAUUAUAUCCAUUAGUCAUCCCUUUGUUGUUGCUUUUAUGGAGCAUUGAGAAAUGGUUCUUUAAUCUUUCCAAUUGGGUUCCUCUUGCUGUUGCUGUCUGGGCUACUGUUCAGUAUGGAAGUUAUCGGCAGCGGACUGUUGUGCAAGACUUGAACAAAAAGUGGAAACAACUCAUUUUGCAAACAUCUCCUACAACACCAUUGGAGCAUUGCGAGUGGCUCAACAAGCUCUUAGUUGAAAUUUGGCCCAAUUUCAUUAAUCCGAAGCUUUCAUUGAAAUUUUCAUCCAUCGUUGAGAAACGUCUAAAGCAUAAGAAGCCAAAGCUAAUUGAAAAAAUUGAGCUGCUAGAGUUCUCUUUAGGUUCAUGCCCUCCUAUAUUGGGAAUGCAUGGGGCUCAAUGGUCCACCAUAGGUGAUCAGAGUUUCAUCCGUAUGGGGUUUGACUGGGACACUACUAACAUAAGUAUCAUGUUGCUUGCGAAGUUGCCAAUGGGAACUGCUCGAAUAGUUGUAAAUAGCCUCCACAUCAAAGGGGAUCUUCUUAUUUCACCAAUUUUGGAUGGCAAAGCAGUUUUGUACUCGUUUGUGUCAACUCCUGAAGUCAGAAUAGGUGUUGCAUUUGGAAGUGGUGGCAGCCAGUCAUUACCCGCAACAGAACUCCCCGGUGUUUCUUCGUGGUUGGUUAAAGUAAGUAAUGAUUCUCUGAAUAAAACAAUGGUUGAACCUCGUCGGCGUUGUCUUUCUUUGCCACCAGUGGACCUGAGGAAAAAGGCGGUAGGGGGUGUAAUCCAUGUUACAGUUGUAAAUGCUGGGAAACUUUCUAGGAAUAGUUUUAAAAGAAGGUAUACAAGUGAUGCUGGUGUAGUAGAGGAUACCGAGAUUAUGGGUAAAGAUUUUCAUACAUUUGUGGAAGUGGAACUUGAAGAGUUGACAAGGAGAACACCUGAGAUUGCUGGACCCAACCCAACAUGGGAUUCAACGUUCAAUAUGGUUCUUCACGAUGAUGCGGGAAUUCUCAAGUUUAACCUUUAUGAAUGCUGUGCAGACACUGUGAAUUAUAAUUACCUUGCUAGCUGUGAAAUCAAGCUGAGAUAUUGUACGGAUGACUCAACCAUCUUUUGGGCCGUAGGAGAAGAAUUAAGUGUGAUAGCGAAGCAUGCUGAGUUUUGCGGAAAAGAAGUUGAAAUGACGGUUCCGUUUGAGGGUAUUAACUCAGCCAAGUUGAAAGUGAAACUUACACUGAAGGAAUGGCAAUUUUCCAAUGGUUUGCAUAGCUUGAGCGGUUCUCAACUUAGCACACGAGCAUCAUCACUAUAUGGGUCCACUUCUAAUCUUCAAUCAAGAACCGGAAGGAAGUUUUAUGUCACUGUUGUUGAAGGGAAAGAACUUCUAGAGAAGGACAGAAGUGGAAAGUCAUAUGUUAAACUACAAUAUGGGAAGACUAUCCGAAGGACGAGAAGUGCUGCAAAUGCUUCCCAUCCUGCUUGGAAUCAGAAAUUUGAGUUUGAAGAGAUCAGCGAUAAUGAAUACCUAAAGAUAAAAGUCUAUAAUGAAGACAUGUUUGGAGAUGAGAAUAUUGGUGGUGCAAGGGUUAAUUUGGAAGGUCUAGUGGAUGGGGUAGUACGAGAUGUAUGGAUUCCACUUGAGAAAGUCAACAAGGGUGAAGUGCAGCUUCAAAUCGAAUCAACAACAAUCGAUGAUUAUGAAGUUUCCAAGAGUUCACAAGGAGGUUUGAUAGAGCUUGUUCUUAUUGAAGCACGAGAUCUUAUUGCUGCAGACAUUCGGGGAACAAGUGACCCAUAUGUCAGGGUACACUAUGGCAAUAUGAAGAGAAGUACUAAGGUAAUGUAUAAAACCCUGACUCCCCAAUGGCAUCAAACUUUUGAAUUUCCUGAUGACGGAAGUCUCUUAGCUCUCCAUGUAAAAGACUAUAAUGCCCUUUUACCAACAUCAAGUAUUGGUGAUUGCAUUGUCGAAUAUCAGAGAUUGCCUCCAAAUGAGAUGUCAGAUAAGUGGAUACCCCUUCAAGGUGUUAAAAGGGGUGAGAUUCAUGUUCAAGUUACUAGAAAGGUUCCGCAAGUACAAAAGAGAGUUUCUGAAUUUGAGUCACCCUCAAGUAGAGGACGUCAAAUUUCAGGCCAGAUGAAGCAAACAAUGAUGAGAAUUCGGUCGUUGAUCGAGGAUGAAAGUUUUGAAGAACUGUCAAUGUCUCUGAAUGAGUUGGAAAGCCUGCAUGAAGUUGAAGAAGAAUGCAUUCUCCAACUAGAAACAGAGCAGAUGUUGUUGCUCAACAAAAUUAAUCAGCUUGGUCAAGAAAUCAUCAACUCGUCACCAUCUCCAUCGCGCGCCAAAGUUCAAGUAAUCGAGUAAGCAACAUGCAUAGAUCAGGAUAGGGUUGAUUAUAUGAUGUAUUUUGCAUGUGGCUAUUAUAAGGAUUUCAGAUAAGAUGGAAAACAUACACAUAUAUGAUGAAAAACUUCAGUGAGUAUAUAUAUUUAAGGGUGGGUUUGAUUCGAGGAACUGGAUUUUGGUAUGGGUUUGAAAAUGAUAUAUGCUAUUUGGUUUGAGGGCAUAGGAUGAUUUCAACAUGUGGAAUGGGAUAAUUCACGGAGCAAAGCUAAACAAGUCAUGACUGCCACAACUGGUAGUCGGCAUCGUCUACACUCUACAUCACAUCACGCCGAUACGCAGGAAGUUGAUAAAUAACCUUUUGACUUAGAAUUUUGUAUAUAACCCUUUAGCUAUUAGUUAUAUAAAAGUCAAAACCUUCAUUUAAAACAUUCUGCAUUUUUAUUAUGAUAUAAAAGAACCUUGAAAAUUAAAAGUA